CUGAAACCGAAAUUGAGCACUCGCGGUCAGUUCGGGUGUUUUGGUCCGAAACAAUGGCGAGUGCUGUACGCAAGAAACUUGUUAUUGUUGGAGAUGGUGCAUGCGGAAAAACUUGUUUACUUAUUGUAUUCAGCAAAGACCAGUUUCCCGAAGUUUAUGUCCCUACUGUAUUCGAAAACUAUGUUGCAGAUAUCGAAGUUGAUAACAGACAAGUUGAAUUAGCUCUUUGGGACACUGCUGGCCAAGAAGAUUAUGAUAGGUUACGGCCACUUUCUUAUCCUGAUACGGAUGUAGUUCUGUUGUGUUAUAGUAUUGAUUCUCCCGAUAGUUUUGCAAACAUUGAGGAGAAAUGGUUACCAGAAGUAGAUACCACGAGUUCAUAAAUCCUAUUAUAGAUCCGGCAUUUUUGUCCUGAUGUCCCCAUUAUCUUAGUUGGAAACAAAAAAGACCUACGACAUGAUGAGGCUACGAAGAAUGAGCUUCAUAGAACCAAGCAACUUCCCGUCACUUUUAAUGAGGGUAAACAAGUAGCUGAAAAGAUUUCUGCUUAUGCCUUCUAUGAGUGUUCAGCUAAGACCAAGGAAGGUGUCAGCGAUGUUUUUGUAGCAGCUACUCGAGCCGCCUUGAAUUCAGCGAAGAAGAAGAGGAGGAAAUGUGAUUUAAUUUGAUCCUCACUGUUCUCUGAAUUGUCUAAACUUGAUUUUCCGGUCUCCAAAACGUACAUUCCCCUCCUAAUUCUUCCUCAGGACCUUAAAUUGCUACUUCUAUUGACUACUUGUUUCUUUAACGAUCAUACUUUUUGUUUACCAACAAGACAAUCCAUUCCACGGAAAUACUUACCAUUUAUUUUUGUCUUGAUACUAAGACAGGGCAUGCCUCAUGUAACUUAUAUUUAUUAAGAAUAAAUUAUUAUAAUCAGUCGGCUUUUUAACUUUGUUAUCCAGCAUUCAUGCCUGUUGAUUGUAACAAAAUAUACAAAGCCAGUUUAUAACUAAAUUCUGUUCCAAGUUUAUCCGGUCUGCAAAAUAAUUGCGACUCACCUACUUACUAUGUGUUAUGCUUCGUAUAUUCACAAGAGUGGAGCGGAAAGUUGCCUUGUUUAUUUCUGUUUGGUUUACGUAGCGGCACAGGUUCAGAUAAAUUAUUAUUACUUCUCCAGUUACAUCUAAUGAGUCGGUUUUGGCUCAAAAGAGUGUACUGACCAUGAAUACUGUUUCAUUUUACAAUGCCAUUACCUGCUGUUUGUGUGAUAUAUAGUGAGUGUUUUACUUAUCGUUGUUGUGAAACGUACUUUUUAACCCUUAUUUGUUUGCCAAUGUAGUCUACUGCUACCAAGAAAGCCGGGUUACACUACUUGUGGAAAGAGCCAGCGACUUGGACUUGUUAUAAAACGGAUAUUUUUGUUCCUAACCUUUUUCUGUACUUCGAAUCGCCUCAAGGUAUUUUGAACAUAUACUGUUAUAACCAGUGUGAUCCAUUGUCCUGAACAUCACAAAUCAGAAAACCUGGGUUAUCAAGUAUUUGGUGGGAUUUGAGAUACGUCUGCUAUAUCUCAACAAACAACUUCAUUCCAUACCACUGUUUGGUUGACUAGUGGUUUAGAACGCCAAAUAAUAUUUCCGUUAUUUGUAGCCCGAAUGUAAUUAAUCAGCGUUGGUUGUAUUCUGAUUCAUCUGUUUGUAUGGUCAGUAACAAAGCAACUAGAGAGGAAUAAUAGGAAUUGAAGAGG
Schistosoma bovis is the source of this 1729-nucleotide messenger RNA. Lineage: Eukaryota; Metazoa; Platyhelminthes; Trematoda; Strigeidida; Schistosomatidae. The record is from the annotation of a GenBank genome assembly.